AUGUUCUCUGAAGAAGAAUUUGAAUUUGAUAUUGAACAAAUAUCAAACUUUAAUGAAAAUGUUACAAAUAUUAAAAAUAUUGAUACUGAAGAGAUUGAAGAAACUAUUGAAGAUAUUAAAGAAACUGUUGCUUAUUUUACAAUACAUUUAGCUAUUAAAGUUGAUAACAUAUAUUACUCUACUGUUUCAGUUGAAUAUCCUUCAACUAGUCCGCAAAAUGACAAAAAACCUUCUGGUUUUGCUACUAAAUAUAAUGUGCUUAAUCUAAAAGAUUAUGAUAAUAAUAGUAAUCAAGCACAAAAUAUAACUCAAGUACAAGAAGAUUUAAAAAAAAAGCACAUGCUUUUGGGUACUGGCAGUCAAACAAAAGUCAAAUGCCCCUUUUUUGGCAACAUUAAUGUUACUAAAGACCAAAAAAAAUGUCAAGAUGUUACAAUUUGCUCUUACAUUAAUGAUCAAAUUAGAUCAGCAAAGCACUCUCAAUUAGAACAUCUAUCUUGUGAUGUUAAAUUUUAUCGAUUUACACCUGUUAAUUUGUUAGAGUGUCCUUUUGUAGUAUUAGUUUGUAUAGAAGAACAUACUUAUCCACCACCACCACCACAUCAUGUAUCAGAAGCUAUCCAAAAUCACCUUAAAACCUUAAUUGAAGAAGCCUCAAAUAAUUUAGAACAUGUUACAUCAUGA
Cetraspora pellucida is the source of this 684-nucleotide messenger RNA. The record is from the annotation of a GenBank genome assembly. NCBI's taxonomy places the organism in Eukaryota, Fungi, Glomeromycota, Glomeromycetes, Diversisporales, Gigasporaceae.